UGUGCAGGCUGGUGAAUGCAGGUGCACCUGCAGACACAGCAGGAGGUGAAGAUCCGCAUGACGGGCAUGGCGCUGCGCGUGGUGCGCUCCGACGGUGUCCUGGCACUCUACAACGGGCUCAGUGCCUCGCUGUGCCGGCAGAUGACAUACUCCCUGACCCGCUUUGCCAUCUACGAGACGGUGCGGGACCACCUGGGCCGUGGCAGCCAGGGCCCUCUGCCCUUCUACCAGAAAGUGCUGCUGGGCGCCGUGGGAGGUUUCACGGGUGGGUUUGUGGGGACGCCGGCGGACAUGGUGAAUGUCAGGAUGCAGAACGACAUGAAGCAGCCGGCGCACCUGAGGCGCAACUACGCCCACGCACUGGACGGGCUGCACCGGGUGCUCCGGGAGGAGGGCCUGAGGAAGCUGUUCUCCGGCGCUUCGAUGGCUUCGAGUCGAGGGGCCCUGGUGACCGUCGGACAGCUCUCCUGCUACGACCAGGCCAAGCAGCUGGUCCUCACCACGGGGCUCCUGUCUGACAACAUCUUCACCCACUUCCUGGCCAGCUUCAUCGCUGGCGGAUGCGCCACAUUCCUGUGCCAGCCCUUGGACGUGCUCAAGACCCGCCUGAUGAACUCCCAGGGCGAGUACCGGGGCGUCCUGCACUGCGCCGUGGAGACGGCCAAGCUGGGACCACUGGCUUUUUACAAGGGCUUUGUGCCUGCUGCCAUCCGGCUGGUCCCGCACACCGUCCUCACCUUUGUCUUCUUGGAGCAGCUGCGCAAGUACUUCGGGAUCAAAGUGCUGGUAUGAGGCAGGCGAGCAGGAGCAGGGGCCCAGCUGCCAUGCCCAGGGCAAGCCACCUCACCCCCUCCCAGUGCAGCUCGCUCUGCCUCCGGCUUCACCCCUCCCCCUCGCUUACCCGCUGGGCCGGCGCCUA
Molecule: messenger RNA, 919 nt
Organism: Alligator sinensis (Chinese alligator)
Lineage: Eukaryota; Metazoa; Chordata; Crocodylia; Alligatoridae
Gene: SLC25A10
Product: solute carrier family 25 member 10
Exons: 11
Coding region: 16-792 (258 amino acids)
Biological process (GO): oxaloacetate transport; thiosulfate transport; succinate transmembrane transport
Cellular component (GO): mitochondrial membrane
Molecular function (GO): oxaloacetate transmembrane transporter activity; sulfate transmembrane transporter activity; thiosulfate transmembrane transporter activity
Source: RefSeq, a predicted model, not a curated record